Messenger RNA from Pseudophryne corroboree (corroboree frog), 1698 nucleotides. RefSeq names its product embryonic protein UVS.2-like. Bases 90 to 1373 code for a protein of 427 amino acids. The record is from RefSeq and is a predicted model, not a curated record. NCBI's taxonomy places the organism in Eukaryota, Metazoa, Chordata, Amphibia, Anura, Myobatrachidae. Gene Ontology annotation, biological process: proteolysis. Gene Ontology annotation, molecular function: metalloendopeptidase activity; zinc ion binding. The transcript is spliced from 11 exons.
CAGAUGCCAGAGACCAGAAAAGUACCUUGGGCAACAUCAUUGAAGUCAACAAAGGUCACAACUUAACAGUACAUGACGGAGAUAUACUUAUGAAAACUGGACGCAGCGCCAUCAACUGUACAAAUUGCCUGUGGCCUAAAUCUGCAGAUGGGACUGUCCCUAUUCCGUACAACUUAUCUUCUGUUUAUAAUGCCAAUCAAGUCAACUUAUUUAAAAAUGCUAUGGCUGAGAUUGAGACACUGACAUGUGUGAGGUUUGUACCUCGGACAACAGAGAAGGAUUAUAUCAACAUUAUCUCAGGAAGUGGCUGUACAUCAUUUAUCGGACGACUAGGUGGAGGUCAGAUGGUUGGAGUAUCUACUGAUGGUUGCAUGUUUAGAGGGAUUAUUGAACAUGAGCUAGAUCAUGCCCUGGGAUUUUACCAUGAGCAUAUGAGAAGUGACCGCGAUAACUAUAUCAACGUCAAUUUCCAGUAUAUCUCACCAGGUGAUGCAGGAAAUUUUCAAAAGGCAAAAACUAAUAACCUGGGUCUGGAGUAUGAUUAUGGCUCAGUGAUGCAUUAUGGCAGCUACGACUUCUCUAAUACUACAAACCAACCGACCCUUGUACCCAAGCCUGAUCCAACUGUGCACAUUGGCCAGAAAGCUGGACUGAGUAUCUUGGACAUUUCUAAAAUAAACCGUCUCUACCAGUGCAAUGUCUGUGCUUAUUUGCUUAAUGCUCAGAAUGGAACCUUGACCUCAGCCAACUAUCCCUCAGCCUAUCCCAGUAAUGCCGACUGUGUCUGGUUGAUCAGGUCCCCAUCUGGACAGGCUACCCUGAGUUUUAGUGGCUUUGAUGUCCAGUCCUCACCUGAUUGUGCAUCUGACUACAUCAGGAUUUAUGAUGGUCCCAGUACGGCAUCUCCCGUGUUGCUGGACAAAACUUGUGGGACUGGCCUGAUCCCUCUAAUUGUUGCUUCCACUAAUCAGAUGCUGGUAGAGUUUACCAGUGACAGCAGUGUUACCGGGGUUGGCUUCAAAGCUUCAUAUAGCUCAGUACAAUGUGGAGGAAAUUUCUUUGGCCAUGAAGGAAACUUCACAUCUCCUGGAUACCCGACUGCAUAUAGUGCAAAUUUGGAUUGUACCUUCAACAUCACAGCUCCUGUUGGACGUCGGAUAUCACUGAUUGUAAGUGAUUUUUCGCUUGAGUAUUCCCUGCACUGCAUAUGUGACUAUAUGAUGGUCCUGGAUCAAUCUGUUAUGUACAGUCCAUUCUGUGGUACUAAAAUGAUUCCUUACAUAACCUCCUCUGGGAAUACCCUGGCAGUGGUAUUCCAUAGUGAUAGGAUCAAUCAGAUGAAAGGAUUCCUGGCUACAUUCACUUUCAUAUAACUGAGACAUAUUACACACCGGGGUUAUAUAUUGUAGCAAGAAGAAUCCCUAAAUGUGUAAAUCAUAUGACAUCACAGGAACAACAUCCACAGUAUAAUCACCUUCUGUAUGGGAUUCAGCAAAUCUGCCUCAUUCUUGAAAAACGAUGUCAAAUGAGAACCAUAAAUAACAACAAUAUAAUUUCUAUACAAAAUAGAGUUUAGUCAUUAAAUAGUAAAUUUUAUUAGAAUUUCUGUCUUACAAUGAAUUUGAUUGCAUUGUAUUUAUGAGUAACAGGAAGAGUAAUGACAGUAGAAUGUACAAUUAAUAAAAUCUAUGAAGUGCA